ACAACAAAGUCAACUUCACGGCUCUGUCGCAUUUUGAGGCAAAUUUUGGUUGGUUGAAGUCGUCGAAUAUACUAAAAGGUCGGGGAACUCCGGAAGAUUCCCUCUUGCAAGUUCCCGUGAACAUGUUCGAUCCGGAGCAGGUUGACAGGCUAAAGGACACUCCCUGGUGGCGAGGCGCCUCUGGGGGGAUCAGAGUCACCGCCACCACCUCUAAAGCUGAGGACAGUGAACACGCUAGAUUGUUGAAGUUGGCGGCUAAAAUGAAGAUGAACACGGAUUUGCGAAAGUCUAUUUUCAUAGCACUCAUGGGCGCGGAAGACUACAAACAUGCGGUGUUCCGGUUGGGGCAGGUCAUCGGUUCUCGACCGAAGUUGGUGCCUCAAGUUGCGGUGGUGUUGCUACACUGUGCCAUUCAUGAGAAUUCCUUCAAUCGAUACUACUGUCGUGUCGGGAAGGCUCUCACGGAGCUGCCAGGGACGUGGGGAUCGAGAUAUUCCCACGCUUUGAGGAACGCAUUGACGAAACUGCUGCAACAGUGUCAUACGUAUCCUGUCAAGAGGGUCGGAAUUCUGGCGAAGAUCGCCGCGUUCAUGAUAGUGGAGGGCGUCGUGGAUUUGACGAUUUUGAGGUUCCUCGACUUCGCCUGUGCUGAGACGGGUGAUGGUCGAGUGAAGUUGGAUGUGCUGAUUAGGGAGCUCAUUAUUGAGCUCAUUGAUCGGAAGGGAGACGAGGCGGCCAAGCUGUUCGAGUGUGUUGGAAAAUACAGCGAUUUGCGUGACGGGUUGGAAAUGAUGGUUAAAUCGCUCGUACUCCCUAAACUGCCAACAGAGGAGCAGUCUCGAGGUAAGGCCAUUAUCGCUGUGUUGAAGGAGUGUAAGGUGGAUGAAGACGAUGGAGACGAGUUUGACUUCUAGUAUAGUCCUACGUA
This is a messenger RNA of Perkinsus marinus ATCC 50983, 928 nucleotides long. RefSeq names its product sgd1p, putative. NCBI's taxonomy places the organism in Eukaryota, Perkinsozoa, Perkinsida, Perkinsidae. The transcript is spliced from 2 exons. Bases 123 to 914 code for a protein of 263 amino acids. Gene Ontology annotation, molecular function: RNA binding. Gene Ontology annotation, cellular component: nucleolus. Gene Ontology annotation, biological process: ribosomal small subunit biogenesis. The record is from RefSeq and is a predicted model, not a curated record.